Porites evermanni is the source of this 333-nucleotide messenger RNA. Lineage: Eukaryota; Metazoa; Cnidaria; Anthozoa; Scleractinia; Poritidae. The record is from the annotation of a GenBank genome assembly.
AUGUCCCAAAUGGAAGGCGAGGCAGAGGAACUCAACAAGAAGCUGCAGACAUUACAGCAGCAACACAACCAAGCAUAUGAAUUCUUGAAAAACCUCCAAGCCAAGGAAUCCGCUGGAGCCCCAACCCCACCCCGUCCCCAAGAAAAGCAGUUAAUGGUGACCCCCAAUGAACAAAACUUACGGAAGUUUAGUGGAAAACAUGGAGAUCAUGAACUGUCCAAAGAGGAUUUCAUUAAAAAUGCGAAAAGCGCAAUCACCUCAAGAGGACUUCCCUCUCCCAGCAGGCAAAUUCUAUACUCCCAUACAUUGAGGGACAUGCUAAAGAAGAAAUGA